Molecule: messenger RNA, 857 nt
Organism: Talpa occidentalis (Iberian mole)
Lineage: Eukaryota; Metazoa; Chordata; Mammalia; Eulipotyphla; Talpidae
Product: vacuolar protein sorting-associated protein VTA1 homolog
Exons: 4
Coding region: 71-562 (163 amino acids)
Biological process (GO): late endosome to vacuole transport via multivesicular body sorting pathway
Cellular component (GO): multivesicular body
Source: RefSeq, a predicted model, not a curated record
CGCGACGCUCCAGACGGAAGCGGAAAUGUCGGUGGAGCGCGAGUAGGAAGUGGUGAUCCCUGGAGUGGAGAUGGCGGCGCUUGCUCCGCUACCCCCACUCCCCCCACAAUUUAAGAGCAUACAGCAUCAUCUGAGGACGGCUCAGGAGCAUGACAAGCGGGACCCUGUGGUGGCCUAUUACUGUCGUUUAUAUUCGAUGCAAACUGGAAUGAAGAUUGAUAGUAAAACUCCUGAAUGUCGUAAAUUUUUAUCAAAGCUAAUGGAUCAGUUAGAAGCUCUUAAGAAACAGUUGGGUGAUAAUGAAGCUGUCACUCAAGAAAUAGUUGGUUGUGCCCAUUUGGAGAAUUAUGCACUGAAAAUGUUUUUGUAUGCAGAUAAUGAAGAUCGAGCUGGGCGAUUUCAUAAAAACAUGAUUAAGUCCUUCUAUACUGCAAGUCUUUUAAUAGAUGUCAUAACAGUGUUUGGAGAGCUCACGGAUGAAGUAAGUUCACAUUCUUUAUUGUUUUAUAUCUGCAGAUCAAUAUUGCUACUGUUUAAUCAGUUUUGUUACUGCUUUGCUUAAAGCCUCAUGUCACAUUUUAGAAUGUAAAAAUACUCCCUGUUGGCGCAAGGGGUUAAGAUGCAACCUAUGAAGCAGUCCUCAGCCACUGCAGCAGGAGUUGGAUUCCCGGCCAGCCAGGGAGCCACCCACAUGGCGCAGCAGACCUCUCCUAUCUCGCCUGCUACUCCCCUCAGCAGUGUAUGUCAGUCAAAUCUGCCUGUUCUAUUCCCCACUCUGUCUCUAGUGAAUCCUCUCACCCCACCCCCCACACCUCUGGCCUGUACCCCAGCUCUUGUAUGCAUAAAUAAAUAAAUCC